Tetrahymena thermophila SB210 is the source of this 3822-nucleotide messenger RNA. RefSeq lists its product as hypothetical. Lineage: Eukaryota; Ciliophora; Oligohymenophorea; Hymenostomatida; Tetrahymenidae. The record is from RefSeq and is a predicted model, not a curated record. The transcript has a single exon.
CGCUGUUUUAGAUUAUAGGAAGAAGCAAAUACUUUUAAUACAUAAUUUUUAAUAAUAAGUAAAGGAGACAUAUAGAAUUUUAUCAUAAAAUUUAGUUUUAUGUCAAUCAAAUCUAAAAAAAGAGGGCUUAAUAAUAGCUAUUCAACUAGUUUUUUAGCAGUCACUUAAGUAAAUGGUUUUUAAAAUAGCAAUUCUGCUGCAAAAUUAACUUUACCUGCUUUUACAACGAACUCAGCUCAAAAAUCAUCAGGAAUUUCUUUUUAUUCUCAUAGAGGUUCUAGUAUAGGUAUGGAACCUAGAAAAAAGAGAAAUUUAGGCGUUAAUAUGAAUAAAUUAGAUUUACCAGAUAGGUUAGUAUAGCAAAAAGAAUUAUUUAAUGAAAUGAGAGGAUGGUUUACAUAAGUUGGUUAAAAAAAAUCAACAUCUUAUUCUUAAUAAAAUACAAGAAGGUCAUUUAAUUAAAGAUUUUAGCAUACAUAAAAUAGCUAUUAUCAGCCUAAUCACCUCAGCAGUUCAAUGAAUUAAAGCGAUCAACUAGGAAUAGAUAAAAAGAAACCAAAUUUCUAUGAUCAUAAAAAUAUUUUUAGAGUAAAAGAUUUCAGUCAAUUAAAAAACAAUGAAGAAAAAAUUGCAUAAAGUAUAGAUGAUCCAAUAACCAUAGCCUAACGUAGAUAGCUGAUACAAGAAUUUGAGAUGAAAGUGUAACAGUUUUUAAAAAUGCUUAAAAUAAAAAAAGAACUUGGUGCAAAAUCUCAUGAAAAAUCUUAUAAAACUGUUCUGUAGUCUAUGGGAGGUUUAAAUAAUUUGAAUAUAAAUUUAUAGAAUAGAGCUCCAUCAUCUUAAUCUAUUUAUUAAAACCAAAAUAAUAUAAAUGUUACAUAAAACAGUGCUUAAAAGGAAUCGUAACAUUCUAGUAAUUAAAAUUCAAACAGAAUGUAGAAUAUUAAUUUUUUUAAUCCUAAUAUAUAUCCUUCAAACCAAGACUCUAUUAUUUCAUAAAAUGCUUAGCUUAAAUAAAACAAAUAACAGCUAAACUCUUCUCUUUAAUAAAACACUUAGCAAGAAUUUAACAUAAGCAACGAUACAUCAUUGAUGUCUAAAAAUAACAUUAAUUAAAACAGUGGAUACAAGUAAGGUAGCUUUAUUGAUAGAAACAAAGAUAUAGAAUGGUAGUAUAACACUUACUAUUAAAUUAAUUAGCAUCAAUUCUAAGAGCUGUCUUAAAAGCAAUUAAGCUUUUUAACAAAUGAAGAGAGAGAAUAAUACUUUCUUGUUUUAAAUCAUUUUAAAUCAGUGGGUCAUCGAUUUUAAGUUUAGGUUGUGGUACAGAACUAAAAUACUGAGUAAUUAGAAAAUUUAAAUGAUGAUUUGCAAAAAAACAGCAUUUUACCUAGUAUCAGCUAGAAAUCAAAGAUUUAGCCAAGCUAAGUUUCUAACUCUCGCUUAGCUCUUCAUUAAAGACUUUAAGAUUAUAUUCUCGAAAGAUGCAGAAAUUAUUUAAAUUCAGACAAUACUAAUUAUGAUGAAAAGCUGAAAAUGAUGAAGAAGUAAUAUGAGCAGAUGCUUGCUAAUUUUGAUAAAAAGUCAUAUAGGAUUCAGCUUCCACCUAAUAUUCGUCCAAGAAAUUAAGAUUUUAAUGAUUAUUAUAUUUAUGAGGACCCUGACUAAUUAAAAGAUAUACAAAGGACACUUUAAUCUCUUGCAGAAGAAAACUUUGGAAGUAUGCUGAGUAUUCAUACAGCAAAUAAUGAAUCAGCUAACAAAACUUAAGAUAACCAGAUGCUUAUUGAAGACGAGUUAAGUAUGCACUCAUAAAAAUUAGUAGAAGAACCAAAAACUCCAGAAAAAUAGGAGACUGAUAAUGAGGAAGUCUCUGAAGAAUCAAGCUACAUUGAAACCCCCUAUUCGCAAAAGAAGGCAAGAAACAAAAUGAAAUUUGAAAGAGCUUAAAGAUUUUAAUAAAAUGUUUAAGAAGAAGAUCCUUAACCAUAGCCAAAACCUCCUAAAUAAAAAAAGAAAAAGCCUCCAUAGAAUAAUAAAAAUAUGGAUGAUGAAGAAGCUGAUAAAAGGAGGAAUACUAUUGGCUCAAGUGCUUCAGAUUAAAGUGAUGAUUCAGGAACAAAUUUUUCAAAAACAAUGAAUCAAAGAUUUAGAAGUGGAAGCUCAAUUGAUUCUAGUCCAUAACCUAGAGUCAAGCAAUCACCCUCCUAUUUUAAUAAAAAAGUAAAUAGUCCUAAAACAAAUAAGAGCGCAUAAGCUAAUGAUAGUGAAAAUGAAGAUAAAAUAGAAGAUCCUCAAAACUUAAAUGACAAAAAAGCUUAAGCUAGAAGUUAAUUUUCAAAAAGAGCACAACCCCCUAGCAGUAAUCCUAGCAAGAGAACAAUAAAAUCUAUAAGCGAAGUAAAUCCAGAUAGUAUUGAUGGUGGCACUAAAGAUAAAUAGGAAGAUUAAAGUGAAUAGAAAGAUCCAAACUCUCCAAAAUCAAUAGAUUUAAGUCUCAGUUUUAGCUAGAACACUGGGAGAAAAGCAAGAAGAAAAAAUUCAGAUGACAGUGGAGGUUUUGAGUAAGCUUAGGAUGAUUUAGAAGAUCUAGAAGACAGAUCGUAAUAAUAACAAAAUGAUUUUUAAGGAAAUUAGAAUCAAAAUUAAAAUAAAUCUUUUGAUUUGAAUGAAUCCUUUGAUUUAAAUAAAUCUUAAUCAAAAAGAAAUACUAAUGAUAACAAAAAUCAAGGAUCAAAAAAGAAUAUAAAUACUAAUUAGCAGGGAGGUAACAAUAAUUCCAAAACAAGCAAUAUGAAAGAAAGACCUUAAUCUAAUUCUUCAAAUAAAAGUAAAGGCAAUAUGUCUAGUUCUUAAAACUAAAAUAAAAAUUAAACACCUAGUAGUUUUAGAUAAAAAAUAUAAGAUGAAAUCAGAAGGGAAGAAGAAAAGGAUAAAAUCGAAGAAGACAUACAAAUGGAAACAGUUAUCUUAGGAACAGGUUUGUUUGAUAGAAUUCUAGCAAACAAUAAUUAUUUAGAUUUUGAUAUUAAAAAGUAUUAUCCUUAGAAUAAGAAUAAAAAUAGCUAACCUAUUUAAAAUGCGAAGUUGUAGAAAGAAUAGGACUAGAUAAUAUUCUAAAAAUUCUCUUUAUGGGAGUAAGAAGUUCAUGAAGAAAAUGAGAGCUAUGGUCGAACUUAAGAUGAUAUUGUUGAGUCUUUAUUGAGAGUUCAAAAUGAUUACUUAAGCAAAAAGAAUAAAGGAAAUAAUAUGAAAUCUUAAAAAACUAAUUCAUUCCAUAGUUAAAAAAUAAAUACAUAGUCUAAUAAAUCUGAAGUUUCAAUUAAGAGGUCAGAUUCAAUUAUUGAGAAUAGUUAAAUGGAAAGUUAGAGAAGUCCAAAUUAAAGAGAAACUUCCUUUUUUGGAAAUCAAUAAAAUUAUACGAGAGAAAAAUCAAACUCAAAAAUUAGUGAAAGGAGCGUAAAAGCUAAUUAAAACAGCCCUCCACAAUCUCCAAAUCUUAGCCGACUCAACUCUAGUAUAAAUAAAAGUCAAAGUAAUGAAUAUUAAUCCUAAAUAAGCUAGAUCUCCGCAACAGGAAAAUCAUACUAGUUAAAUCUCUCUAAAUUAGGUUAAAAAAAUAGCAAGGAAAUUUCAUCUAAUAACAAAAAGAAAUUCAAAACUAGUCCUUCAGGUAGAGAUACAAAUAAUCAAUAAAUAGUUAAAAAUGAUUUUAUUAAAAACAUUGAAAAUUAUGAGUAGCCAUAAUCUCAAGACUCUUUAUCAAGUAAUCAGUAAUCAUAAAAAGAAUCCUCUGAAGAAUCUGAUGCAGAUUAACUAUGA